Molecule: messenger RNA, 2550 nt
Organism: Cicer arietinum (chickpea)
Lineage: Eukaryota; Viridiplantae; Streptophyta; Magnoliopsida; Fabales; Fabaceae
Product: subtilisin-like protease Glyma18g48580
Biological process (GO): proteolysis
Molecular function (GO): serine-type endopeptidase activity
Source: RefSeq, a predicted model, not a curated record
UUAAAAUGGUGUCAUCUUCUAUCACAAAACUUUUUCUAUCAUCAUUCAUUCUUUGCAUUUUCUUGCAAGAACAAUCCUAUGCCCUUAGAAAGACCUAUAUUGUAUACUUGGGAGGACAUUCUCAUGGUCCAAAUCCUUCCCUUGGUGAUCUUGAGUUAGCCACAAAUUCACAUUAUGAUUUACUCGCUUCAAUCUUAGGAAGUCAUGAGAAGGCAAAGGAAGCAACUAUGUAUUCUUAUAAUAAGCACAUAAAUGGCUUUGCUGCACUACUUGAAGAUGAAGAAGCAUCAAAGAUUGCAAAGUACCCAAAUGUAGUAUCUGUUUUCUUGAGCAAAGAAUAUAAAUUGCACACUACAAGGUCAUGGGAUUUUCUUGGACUAGAAAAAGAUGGAGGAAUUUCUCUUGACUCUGCUUGGUGGAAGGCAAGAUUUGGAGAAGAUACAAUCAUAGCUAAUAUAGAUUCGGGUGUUUGGCCUGAACAUGAAAGUUUCAGUAGCACUGGAUAUGGUCCAAUUCCAUCUAAGUGGCGUGGGAAUGGGGUCUGUGACAUUGAUAAUUUUACUACUUCAAUUACACCAACAUUCUGCAACAGGAAGCUAAUUGGAGCAAGGAUAUUUAGCAAAAACUACGAAGCAAAAUUUGGCAAACUUGAUCCCUUAAACCUCACGGCACGUGACUUUGUUGGCCAUGGUACACAUACAUUAUCAACAGCCGCAGGUAAUUUUUCACCUGAUGUAACAAUAUUUGGCAAUGGCAAUGGAACUGCAAAGGGUGGAUCUCCAAGAGCACGUGUGGCAGUUUAUAAAGUGUGUUGGUCAAAUACUGAUACGGGUGGAUGUCAUGAAGCUGAUAUUCUAGAAGCAUUUGAUAAUGCUAUAUAUGAUGGUGUAGAUGUUAUCUCAAGCUCUUUGGGUGGAUCUGAUCCAUAUAUUGAAGCUUUUUUCACUGAUGGAAUUUCUAUUGGGUCUUUUCAUGCUGUUGCUAAGAAUGUUGUUGUUGUUUGCUCUGCUGGGAAUGAUGGACCAUCUCAUAGAAGUGUAACAAAUGUUGCACCUUGGUCUUUCACUGUUGCUGCUAGUACAAUUGAUAGAGAUUUUGUUAGUCAAAUUUCUAUUGGCAACAAAGAUUCCAUUAAGGGUGCCAGUCUUAAUAAAGGCUUACCAUCAGGUCCAUCAAAGAAAUUUUAUCCAAUGAUUCAUGCCAUCGAUGCUAGAUUUCCUAAUGCCACAAUUCAAAAUGCCCGUUAUUGCAAGCCUAAAACACUUGAUCCUGCAAAAGUAAAAGGAAAGAUAUUAGUAUGCAUUCGACUUGAGGGAACAACAUCAGUUGCACAAGGGUAUGAAGCUUCAAUUGCAGGGGCAGUGGCAGUGUUUGUGAUUAAUGAUGAGAAAAGUGGAAGUAUACUUUUAGCUGAGCCUCAUCCUUUACCUGGUGCUAGUAUGGAUGCCAAUGAGGAUAUUGAUAUUGAUGAGCGUGAAUGGUUUGGAAAAGGUGGUACUGACGUAAACAUUACUAGGAAAAUGGUUGCUUACUUGUCUGAUGCAACAACAAAUACAGGAACAAAGCCAGCUCCAAUUAUGGCUGGAUUUUCGUCAAGGGGUCCUAGUGCUGUGCAACCAUUGAUACUCAAGCCUGACAUAACUGCUCCUGGAGUGAACAUAUUAGCAGCCUAUUCACUAGCUGUUGGUCCAUCUAAUCUAGCACAGGAUACACGUCGACUUCCUUACAAUGUGCAACAAGGAACUUCUAUGUCUUGUCCUCAUGUUGCUGGUAUUGUUGGUCUUCUCAAGACACUUUAUCCUGAAUGGAGUCCAGCAGCUAUUAAAUCAGCUAUCAUGACGACUGCUACCACACUAGAUAACACCAAUCAACCGAUUAAGGACGCAUUUGAUCAGAUAGCAACUCCAUUUGAAUAUGGUUCUGGACAUAUCCAACCUAAUCUUGCAAUGGCUCCUGGACUUGUUUAUGAUCUAACCACAACUGAUUACUUAAACUUCAUAUGUGCUUCUGAUCACAAUCAAAAUUUACUAAAUAUUUUUAGUAAUAACUCAUACACUUGUCCAGAGUAUUACAACAUUGAAAAUCUCAACUAUCCCUCAAUUACUGUAACUAGUCGAGGAAUGGAGCCUAUAUAUGUUACUCGUACAGUUACAAAUGUUGGGUCUCCAAGCACAUAUGUUGUGCAAACUCAAUUUGAGGAAUUUAAGGUUUAUGUUCAACCAAGUUCAUUGACUUUUAACGAAAUUGGAGAAAAGAAGACUUUUCAGGUAAUUCUUGAGCCAACAAAUGUCUCUUUUCAUGGUUUUGCAGUCUUUGGCAAAUUGAUUUGGACAAAUGGAAACCAUAUAGUAACCAGUCCUAUUGUAGUCCUUAAAAAUUAGAAAUCUCUUUGAGGAAAAUUAUGUUUUCAUUAUCAUCUAAGUAUGUGUUUGUGUUUAUUAGGUUAUCUAGUUGUUUGUGUGUUUUAGUGUCAGCUGUAUUGAACAUUGUUAUGUUGGAACUAUGUUUUGUAAUCGGCACUCUAAUCAUCAUGUAUGGAACUUUAUUUUU